Messenger RNA from Aricia agestis (brown argus), 5709 nucleotides. RefSeq names its product zinc finger protein 729-like. Bases 200 to 5209 code for a protein of 1669 amino acids. Gene Ontology annotation, biological process: regulation of transcription by RNA polymerase II. Lineage: Eukaryota; Metazoa; Arthropoda; Insecta; Lepidoptera; Lycaenidae. Gene Ontology annotation, molecular function: DNA-binding transcription factor activity; RNA polymerase II cis-regulatory region sequence-specific DNA binding; zinc ion binding. The record is from RefSeq and is a predicted model, not a curated record. The transcript has 6 exons. Gene Ontology annotation, cellular component: nucleus.
AGAAAUGGCGAUUCGUUUGAUUGCCGGCGAAUAAUUUUGUAUUGAAUUUAUUAGUAAAUUCAAAGUGAGAUAUAAUAUAAAUGGCGAAUAUUAAAGUUCAUGUGCCUACUUACAAACUGCUGUGAUCAAAGACGGGAAAACAACGCUAAAUCUAGAUAUUUUAUGAUAAUUGUGAAAUGGUUCACCUGAAGAAAUCAAUAUGGCUCUCAAGCUCGGAAAAUGUAGACUUUGUCUCAAACUUGGAGAUUUUUGCUCCAUCUUCACCGCGGAUAACAAUGUUCAACUCGCUGAAAUGGUUAUGGAAUGUGCCCGAGUAAAAAUAUAUGAAGGAGAUGGACUACCGGAUAAAAUAUGCAACGAGUGCAUACAGAAACUCAGUGGUGCUCAUAUAUUUAAACAGCAAUGUGAACGCUCGGACCAGGAACUACGACGAAACUAUGUGCCACCACCAGGAUUUAGUAUAUCGCCCCCUCCGCCGACUCCGACGAAUAGACAGAGCAGCGAUUCCGCGUUUUCUUCUCUCGCUACCGAAGUAUCGAAACCCUCGUCUUCCGUCGAGAGCAAAGUGAAAGCGGCUCCCAGAGGUCGCAAACGAAGCGGUGACAGCAUCGACGACGCGUCCGUGAGCAGUCGCUCCCACGACUACCGCGGGGUCACGAAACGCGUCGACGAGCUGCGGACGACCCACAAAAGGGGAAGAUACACCUCCGAUUCCGAUUACGAGGACAACAGCGCGUUCUACUCGGCUGAAACCGACUCCGACGACGUGUGCGAUUACAAAUGCAAGGAAUGCCCGAAAUCUUUUAAGACUCAGAAGAGUUUGACGGCCCAUACCAAGGUGCACAGACGCAAAAUCAACAAUCAAGCGAACGUUUCCCGGGAAAAUGACGACUUGGACACGACGUACAAUAGCGCCGCUGAUGCGAGUGUUAACGAACCGAAUUCGACCUUCGAGACCUCCAAAACAUUCGACGACGCCAUGGACGUGGAGGACAAGCUCUCGUGCGACAAAUGCAACAAAACAUUCAAAUUGAAGAUUAUGCUGAAACGCCACCACGAGACGUGCGGCAAAACUCCCACGAAGACGCUCCAAGUCGCCCUGCAGCCGCUCGAGCUGCCGACGUCCAGCGGCGCGAUCACCUGCAAGAUGUGCAGCAGCCUGUUCAAGACCGUCGAUAAUCUCGCCAAGCACAUGAGAGUCGUCCACGCGGCCGCGCUACCACCUGAGGAGUUACAAAAGGAGAAAAAUGUCGAAGCCGCCAUCUCUGUCCCGUGUAUUUUUUGUCAGCAGUCAUUCGAAGAAUUCCUAGCCUACAAGACGCACAUAGACGAAUGCUCCGAGAAGCGAACCUUGCAGAGUUUCGACUGCCCGCUCUGUCAGCGACCGCUAUCGCGGAGACACGCCUACAUCGCCCAUAUCAAGUCCCACUUUUUCCCUACGACGAACACGAGGUUCCCGAACACGCCGCUAAAACCUGAGACGCCUACCUUCAAAUGUCGUUUCUGCAGCCUCACGCUACCCAGCCAAGAGCUCCUGAUAAUUCAUUUGUCCAAGCACAUGUCGAAUAUGGACGAUCCCAACGAAGCCGGCGACGAGGAGUCGAGAGCGAGUACUGUCGAAGAUUCAGCGUCCGUACAUUCCGAAUACAGUGGAAGUGCGCCACCUCGAAAGUUCAACUGUCGCUACUGCGGCAAACAAUUCACAUACGAAAAAGCUCUAGCCACUCAUAUCGUUAAAAAUCACCCGCCGGGCUCGGAGGUCAAAGGCGAGCCGCCGGAUAAAAACACCUCCUCGGACUUGCUCAGCGAGGCGAACCAGAGCUUAAACGACACGGGAAUGACCGAGGGCAUGAACGACACGGGGAUGACGGAGUCCGAGUCCAGCCCGGACGAGGAGGGCGAGGACGACAACACGUGCGACAUCUGCGAGAAGCAGUUCUCGUACCGUCGCCUGCUGCUGCACCACAAGCGCACCAAGCACAACAUGUCCUCUGGCACCAAGCGCGCCAAGAUCACGCUCAAGGACUGCAUGGUGCGCUGCCUCAUCUGCGACAUCGAGAUGAAAGUGAGCGACAUCAACGAGCACAAUCAAACGCACAUAUCCGCCAACAUGAAACCGAGGAACUUGUACACGUGCACGCUGUGCACCAUGACGUUCAAGAGCUGCAGCGGCCUGGCGAACCACAUCAAGCUAGUGCACAGACUGAAGCAGCAGGCGCCGAAAUUAGAUAUGUCCGCCCCGAAUCCGGCGGAUUUUUGUGAGGUCGUUGUGACAAAGGCGGAGCCCCUGGACAAUGUUCAGGGUCACAACGGCUUUUCCGAGGCCGCCGCCACCGAAACGAUACCUUUGGUGAACAUGGAGGAGCUGACUUGCCACAUCUGCGGCAAGCAGCUGCCAACGCUCAUCUCGCUCAAGAGACACGUCAACUGGCACAAGAACGUCGGCAACAACAUCGAGAAGCCGAUGGAAUGCUUUGUUUGCAAAGAGACGUUCAGAUUCCAGUGUCACUACAAGAUACACAUGCGCGUCCACUACCACGACACCAACCUGGACCCCAAGCACCUCACCUGCCCCAUCUGCAACCGCAAGAGCAAGCACUUGCGCGCCGCCCAGAUGCACAUGAACUACCACAAGCAGACCCGAUUCAAGAAUAAGGACUACGAGUGUUCCAUUUGCAAACGAAUCUUCCAACACCGCAAAGUCUACCUCUCGCACAUGGCUGUCCACUUCAAAAAGGGCGACAGCGCCGCCAACACGAUCGUCGGCUCCGAGCUCCCCAUGAACGCGGACAGAUCCGCAUUCGACGGCACUAACACCUGCCACCUCUGCGGCAAGGUCUGCGACUCGGAGAACUCGCUCAAGCACCAUCUCAUCUGGCACAAAUCUAAAACCCUCCUGUUCGGCGCGAGGCACCAGUGCGACAUUUGCAGCGUAGUCUUCACUAACAAAAGACGCCUGGAACUCCACUACCGAACUCAUUUCGAGGACGACAACGGGCCCUUCAAGUGCCACAUUUGCGGGAAAGGCUACAUAGUGGAGGACUACUGCAAGAAACACAUCAAGGGACACAACUUCGAUAAUCAGUCGCACAAGAAGCGAAUCGAGAAGCUGCGAAAGGAUAAGGUGAAGUGUCCGAUAUGCUCGCGGUACUAUCCCGACCUGGUUAAGCUCAUUCGCCACCUGCGACGUACGCACCCCGAGAGCAAGAUGAUAAAAGAGGACCCGGACGCCCCUCCGCCCAUGUACCACUCGUGCAAACUGUGCGCCAAGGUUUUCUUGGACGAGAGGAGACUGCAAUCUCACGAGGAAGCCCAUCUAAGGAAGCCAGAAUUUUUCAAGUGUAAAUUUUGCGGAAAGAAAACCAUAUCGCUGAAGAGUCACAGAAUUCACAUAAAGGGUCAUCUGACUCAAAAGUAUAUCGACGACCCGCUGAAGUGCCCCCACUGCGACGAGACAUUCAACAGGGGAUACGACUUGCACUAUCAUCUUCGCGACACCCACGACAUCACCGAAACUUGGAUCGCCGAACGCGGCACCCAGACCCUGGACGGUCCUCUCAAGGAACUCCAGUGCGGCGUCUGCUACAAGGUCCUGGCCAGCAAGGGCAACUACGACAGGCACGUCGACUACCACAACUCCCUGCGAUGCAACUACUGCUUCGAGUACUUCAACACCUCCCGAUUCCUGGAGGGCCAUCUCGCUUUCAGCUGCGAGAAGAAGAAACUCAUAGGCGAUACCGAGACUCAUCCGAGAAAAAUUAAGUGCGAGAUUUGCUUCAAAGCUUUCCAUCUGCAAGUCAAACUGGACUGUCAUCUUCGGGUCAAACACGACAUCAAAGUCUUCAGGGAGAAAUCAGCCGGAAAGAGGGAGAUCGUCUGCGACUACUGCUUCAAAGUAUUCGAAAACGAGUACGCCCUGAGCAACCACAAAUUGUAUCAUCGCACGAUCGGCUACUACGGCUGCAUAUACUGCGCCCGAAAGUUCAACACGAUGACCGCGUACAGGAAACAUAAAAAUCAUCACUUCGCCCAGCUGCACGUCGACGACCCGGUGAAGUGCGAGCACUGCGACGAGACGUUCGUUGCGUUCCGCGAGAUGAUAUACCACAUGCGGGACGCGCACGGCGACGACAAGGAGUGGAUCAUCGAGCCGAAGCAGUCCAUCGAGGAGAAGUGCCCCAUCUGCGACAAGGUAUUUUUCAAUCUCCACCGCCACAUCGACUACCACGAGGAGAACAGGUGCAAGAAAUGCGGCGAGUAUUUCUACUCCACCGUCGACUUCGACAACCACCUGUGCCCGAUCGACUCCGACGAGGAGGUCGACGAGAGCAGCGGCUUCACCGACCUGCGGCCUAAAUACGAGGAGUGCGACUUCUGCUUCAAGCCCACCACCAGGAAAAACUCCAAGAAGCUGCACGACAACAUGCACCGCGGGUCGGGCGCCAUCUCCUGCCGUUUCUGCUCCCAGAAGUUCAAAACUAUGGACGCGUUCAACAUCCACGCCUUCUCGCACAGGAGCAGGAAGUACAAGCUGAAGCCGAUCAGGUGCAAGAUGUGCCCCGAGGCGUUUGUCAAGUACGGGCCGUUCAUGAAGCACAUGCGGGACGUGCACAAGGCCCUGAAGAAGAUGCACUACCGCGCGCGGGUGAAGGCCGAGCCGUGCGUCGUGUGCGGGCAGAGCUUCCCCAACCUGCACAACCACUACCGCGCGCACAUGGACCACAAGUGCCCCUCCUGCCGCAAGUAUUUCACGUCGAGCCGCGCCUUCUCCCAGCACCAGUGCGAUGUGCCCGACGCCGACCCCACGAAGGUGUUCACGUGCGACGCCGACCUCAACCGCCUCAUCGCCGAGUACGUGCCCAAGGACGAGCAGGACGACGAGAAGUACUACGGCUACGACGACAACGGCGACGACCCGCCACCCGAGCCCGAGCCCGCGCGCCCGCCGCGCCCGCGGGGCCGCCCCUCCGUCGCGGGCGCGCAGAGCUCGCAGGACGAGGACAGCCAGAACUCCGUGGACCCCGACGAGGGCGAGCUGCACGAGAUGGUGCACGCCCCAAUCAUCUCCGACGUGCUGUCCCUCUACCAGAACAACGAGAAGAAAAAAGGUCGAAAAGACGACGACGAGGACAGCGACGUCGUCAUGCUGUCCGACGACGAGUCCGGACCCGAGCGAGUUAUACCCGUCGUCGUUUUGGACGACGAUUGACAUUGAAUUAUUUUCGAAUUGGUUUUCUUUCUGACGGAUGAUUUUCAAUUCUAAUCAUGAGUAUGUUGACUUUUUAAUCUAAUUUAAAAUGUCUAUCGAUGUCUGAUCUGAAUUCUGAUGGUUAUUUAGACAUAAUUGUGUAUAAUUUAUUAGGUACCUUCCCGAGUACAAUUUUCGUAGAUGUGUAGGUGUAGGAUAGGCUUAAGGUUUAGGUUUACUAGAUUUUAUAGUAGAGUCAAGAAUCUGACUAAAAUAUUGUCAUUUGUAAAAUAUCACCGGCUAUAAGGCUGCCAUACUGUACAUAGUCGCGUAGAACUGUAAGUGUUAGACAUAGCGAUAGGCUUCGUGACAAGAAAUUUCCGCAAAUUCCUUUAAAAUAUUGUAACAAUUUGUGUACAUCUAUAAAAGUAACUUAAUUUUUUACUAAAUGGAUCGAAAGCUUAGAUAUUGUAACUUUAUAUUGACAAAUAUUUUAUUAGACAUUUGGAUUAUGUGUGAGA